Trichoderma citrinoviride is the source of this 852-nucleotide messenger RNA. RefSeq lists its product as hypothetical. Gene Ontology annotation, molecular function: oxidoreductase activity, acting on the CH-OH group of donors, NAD or NADP as acceptor; NAD binding; NADP binding. The coding region runs from base 1 to 852 and encodes 283 amino acids. NCBI's taxonomy places the organism in Eukaryota, Fungi, Ascomycota, Sordariomycetes, Hypocreales, Hypocreaceae. The record is from RefSeq and is a predicted model, not a curated record. The transcript has a single exon.
AUGAAUGUUGGUUUCCUGGGAUUGGGCGUGAUGGGAACUCCCAUGGCGCUCAACCUGUGCCGCAGAUUCCCUACCACUGUCUGGAACAGAACGGCCUCCAAAUGCACGGCAUUAUUACAGGCUGGCGCUGAACUCGGUCAAACGCCAGCUAAAGUGCUUGAACAAUCCGACGUCAUCUUCACUAUGAUGUUUGACGGUCCUGCCAUACGAUCUGUGAUUGAUGAUGACUUCCGAAAGGCGCUCCGGGGCAAGACGCUUAUCAACACCAGCUCAGUAUCUGUGGAGUUCAGUCAGAGCAUAGAAAAGGAGGUCAAUGAAGCAGGCGGCAAGUUCAUCGAGAUGCCCGUCAGUGGGAGCAAAGUGCCGGCUGAAUCAGGAAACCUGGUGGGAAUGAUGGCUGGUGACCAGAACGAGUGCGAGCGAAUCCGACCCUUCGUCGAGCCGAUUACCAGUGCUGCCAUCUAUUGCGGACCCAUCGGAGCUGGCCUGAAGACCAAGUACGCAGUCAACGUCUUUCUCAUCACUGUUACGGCUGGGCUUGCUGAAUCGAUGAAUCUGGCCCGCGCACAACGCCUCGAUCUUGAAGCAUUCAGUAGGGUGCUGGAUGCCGGUCCUUUGGCUUCUGCUUAUUCAAGGAUAAAACUGGAUAAGAUGGCCAAAGCCGAUUGGUCUCCCCAGGCGGCUGUAAAGGACUGCUACAAUAGCACGGAGCUUAUUCGAACUGCGGCCGCGGCCGCAGAAGCAGAAACACCUCUCAUCCAGGUGUGCAACUCUUUGUAUCGACAGGCCGUGAACUCUGGAUUGGAGAAUGAGGAUAUGAUUGCCGUCUAUAGGGUCCUGUCGGAGCAAUGA